Molecule: messenger RNA, 1554 nt
Organism: Fusarium venenatum
Lineage: Eukaryota; Fungi; Ascomycota; Sordariomycetes; Hypocreales; Nectriaceae
Source: RefSeq, a predicted model, not a curated record
AUGGCGGGCACGACUUUCACAGAACUUCACCUUGCUUUCGACCGAUGGGUUGGCGAGACUCUUGAUCAUCCCCUAGGCCGGUACUUUAUGGCCGGGGUGGGGUCAUCUUUGGUUGUAAUACUCGUGGCCAUUGUGAGUUUCUUCGGUCGUAGCAAGGCCCCAAAUGUCCCAAUCCUACUUCAAGACGAGAUCGGAAAUGCAAGAAAGCGUGCUCUCGAGUAUUGCUUCAACCCUCGCAAGGUCAUGGAGAAAGGGUACAAGAAGUUCAAAAACCAAGUUUUUGGCCUUGAUACACAAGACGGGCUCAAACUCGUCAUACCUCCAAGCUAUCUGGAUACACUGAAGAGUCAUCCCGCUCUCAGCUUCAAAGCCUCGAUCGACAACGACAUGCAAAUCGAGUACACAUAUUUCGGAGGUCCACCAGAAUAUGUCAUCCAUGCCAUCAAAGCCAAUCUCACAGGAUCACUGCCCGCUUUUGCACCCUUACUACAUGGAAUGGUACGCAAAAAUAUGCCCAAAAUCAUGGGUGUAUACAAAGACUGGACACCGGUGAAAGUCCAUGACCGAGUACUCCGCCUCGUUGCAACAAACAAUGCUCGUGCAUUCCAAGGUACUGCUGCCAGCGAGGAUGAAGAAUGGCUCUCAGCAUCCACCGGUUACGUGCUGGCUUGCUUCGACUGCAUACGAGCUUUGAAGCAGUGGCACCCGUGGCUCCGACCACUCGUCUACAGGCUCAUUCCGGAACGAGCUGCUAUCAAAGAUCAAUGGGCAAAGGGUCGCAAACGCGUGAUGGCAUCCAUGAGAGAGAGGCAAGAAAAAGGAGGAAAUCUGGAAGAUCCACCAACGAUGUUGGACCAUUUGAGCAAUGGUAGGAAUGCACCAAUGGCCGACGACAUUGAGAUGCAGCUGGUUCACCAGAUGAACUUGAUCGCGGUUGGUACUGUCACAACAUAUUCUUCCACGACACAAGCUAUCUACGAUCUUGCCACUCAUCCGGAAUAUGUUCCCAUAUUGCGACAGGAGGUUGAGUCCCUGCCUCGAGGUCCGAAUGGAAAUUUCAGUCGGGAUUCAAUUUUGGCAAUGGAGAAGCUUGACAGCUUCAUAAAGGAGAGUCAGCGGCUCCACUCCCCCGACCUUUCCACUUUCCAGCGAGCAGCGAUCGCAGAUAUGACACUCCCAGACGGAACCUUCGUCCCCAAAGGCACCAAACUAGAGAUUAACACCUGCUCGAUUCACGCAGACAAAGAUCUUUACGAAAACCCUAGCGACUUUGAUGGUCUUCGCUUCUACAAGAUGCGCCAAGGUCCUGGACAAGAGGCGAAGUACCAGUACUCUAGUGUGGGCCGAGAGGAUCUUUCAUGGGGUUUUGGACGACACGCCUGCCCUGGGAGGUACCUCAGCGCCAUCAACAUCAAGCUCAUCAUGUCCGAACUCUUGAUGAACUAUGAUAUUAAGUUGUGCGAUGGGGCAAGCCGACCGCCGAAUAUCGAAUUCGAAGUUCUUUGCUCUCCCGAUCCCAAUUACGAGCUUCUGUUGAAGACCAGAGAGCAGUAG